This is a messenger RNA of Budorcas taxicolor (takin), 2176 nucleotides long. It is a transcript of the gene CRBN, whose product is annotated as cereblon. Gene Ontology annotation, cellular component: Cul4A-RING E3 ubiquitin ligase complex. The record is from RefSeq and is a predicted model, not a curated record. Gene Ontology annotation, biological process: protein ubiquitination. Bases 5 to 1339 code for a protein of 444 amino acids. NCBI's taxonomy places the organism in Eukaryota, Metazoa, Chordata, Mammalia, Artiodactyla, Bovidae. The transcript has 11 exons.
AGACAUGGCCGGCGAGGGAGACCCGGAGGACGCUGCGCACAACAUGGGCAAUCACCUGCCGCUCCUUCCCGCAGAGGAAGAGGAAGAAGAUGAAAUUGAAAUGGAAGUUGAAGACCAGGACAUCAAAGAACCCAAGAAACCAAACAUCAUAAAUUUUGACACUAGUUUGCCGACAUCACAUACAUACCUGGGCUCCGACAUGGAGGAGUUCCACGGCAGGACUCUGCACGACGACGACAGCUGCCCAGUGAUCCCGGUGCUGCCGCAGGUGGUGAUGACCCUGAUCCCCGGGCAGACCUUGCCUCUCCAGCUCUUCAGUCCUCAAGAAGUCAGUAUGGUGCGGAAUUUAAUUCAGAAGGACAGAACCUUUGCAGUGCUUGCGUACAGUAAUGUACAGGAAAGGGAAGCACAAUUUGGAACAACAGCAGAGAUAUAUGCCUACCGAGAAGAACAAGAUUUUGGAAUCGAGGUUGUGAAAGUGAAAGCAAUUGGAAGACAGAGAUUCAAAGUCCUUGAGAUCAGGACACAGUCAGACGGAAUCCAGCAGGCUAAAGUGCAGAUUCUUCCUGAGUGUGUGUUGCCUUCGACCAUGUCUGCAGUUCAACUAGAGUCCCUCAAUAAGUGCCAGAUAUUUCCUUCAAAACCUGUCUCAUGGGAAGACCAGUGUUCAUAUAAAUGGUGGCAGAAAUACCAGAAGAGAAAGUUUCAUUGUGCAAAUUUGACUUCAUGGCCUCGCUGGCUGUAUUCCUUAUAUGAUGCUGAAACCUUAAUGGAUAGAAUCAAGAAACAGCUACGCGAAUGGGAUGAAAAUCUCAAAGAAGAUUCUCUUCCUUCAAAUCCAAUAGAUUUUUCUUACAGAGUAGCUGCUUGUCUUCCUAUUGAUGAUGUAUUACGAAUUCAGCUCCUUAAAAUCGGUAGUGCGAUCCAGCGACUUCGCUGUGAACUAGACAUUAUGAAUAAAUGUACAUCACUUUGCUGUAAACAAUGUCAAGAAACAGAAAUAACCACCAAAAAUGAAAUAUUCAGUUUAUCUUUAUGUGGGCCAAUGGCAGCUUAUGUGAACCCUCACGGGUACGUGCAUGAGACGCUUACCGUGUAUAAGGCUUGCAACUUGAACCUGAUUGGCCGGCCUUCUACAGACCACAGCUGGUUUCCUGGGUAUGCCUGGACUAUUGCUCAGUGCAGGAUCUGUGCCAGCCAUAUUGGAUGGAAAUUCACAGCCACCAAAAAAGACAUGUCACCUCAAAAAUUCUGGGGUUUGACUCGGUCUGCUCUGUUGCCCACCAUCCCAGAUAUGGAAGAUGACAUAAGCCCUGACAAAGUAAUACUCUGCUUAUAAACAAAUACAGUAGGGAUAAGGUUACUUAACACAUUGGUAUUCUAACACAAGACCUGCUUUGGAAAUUACUGCUUUUGAUGCAUACCUAAGUAAAAGCAACAUUAUAUGGAAGGUUGCAGUUUCUUAGUCGAACAACAGGAUUUCAAGAUUUAAACUAAGAUGUUCUAUUGAAGAGGAUGAGAAGCAGUCUAGAAUACUUGGUUUGCAGGAAUACCUACUUUAGGAGCUUGGUGCUGUUAUCCUGUGGACUCUUGCUAUGCCUGGUAGUGUUAUCACUGAGGGGACAUGAAGACAUCUGUGAAACUGGUGAGCAUGUUUUCUGCACAAAACAAAUCUGAAAUUCCUAUCAAUCAGUCGCUGUAAUUAACGCAGUCCAUCAUUUAUUUGAUCCUGAUACACAGAACAGAAUGGCGUGUUUGCAUCAGUGCUCCAAAGGGCAGACGUUCCAGAAGGUAGGGUGCCAAGCUCUAGUACUGUUCCUUUUUGAAAGAGGCAAGGAAAUGUGUACAUGGUAAAAGGGCUUUGGUUCCUUUUCCUUAGUUUCUGAGAUACUGAUUUGUAAAUUUUGAAAAUAAAGAGUUAUAAUAUGCAGUUUGAGCCCCAAAAUAAAAGUCUUUCUUCUUAACAUGUUUGUUAGUGAAUAGCAAUAUCUCGUGUAUUUGCUCAGUGUUUGGUUAUUUUGUUUCAAAGUUGAAUCUGAACUUAGACUACUGUGGAGCACAGAUGCUAAAACACGUUCUCCUUCCUACAGGCUAGAGGCAAUGAUGUAUUUCAUAGGCUGUUUUGGUCAAUGUAAAGUGAGAAACUCUGUAAGUAAACUAUAAAAGCAAAGCUAAA